Meira miltonrushii is the source of this 5113-nucleotide messenger RNA. RefSeq names its product putative kinesin-3 motor protein. Gene Ontology annotation, cellular component: kinesin complex; microtubule. The transcript has a single exon. Gene Ontology annotation, biological process: microtubule-based movement; cytoskeleton-dependent intracellular transport. Gene Ontology annotation, molecular function: microtubule motor activity; ATP binding; ATP hydrolysis activity. The coding region runs from base 182 to 5020 and encodes 1612 amino acids. Lineage: Eukaryota; Fungi; Basidiomycota; Exobasidiomycetes; Exobasidiales; Brachybasidiaceae. The record is from RefSeq and is a predicted model, not a curated record.
AUCAUCAUCAUCAUUAACCCCCUCGACUACAUCCGUAUGCUUCACUUCUAACAAUACUUUCUCAGCAAAAACACACAAAGUUGCAAAUAUAUAAGGCGGCCAAUAGAAGUAGAUUGUAUAUUGAGAGAAGGGAUCGGUUCAUUCGCCUGGAAUCGGGACUGUCAAGUGAUCGUGGCCCACUAUGGCUGAUUCAGGUAAUAUCAAAGUGGUGGUACGAUGUCGUCCAUUGAACACACGUGAAAAGAAUCGUGGUGCCUCUCAUUUGAUCGAAUGCAAAGACCAACAUCAAUUAAUCCUCAAUCCUCCAGGCGAAGGAGAUUCCCGCGAAAAUGCAAAAGCGACAAAGAAGAAAGCUAUGCCUUUCUCCUUCGAUCGGGCUUACGAUGAAGACACAGAACAGUCAGAAUUAUUCGAGUAUGUCGGUCUAGAAUUGCUAGAGCAUAGCUUCAAUGGUUUCAACACUUGUGUUUUUGCAUAUGGUCAAACAGGUUCGGGAAAGUCACAUAGUAUGGUGGGAUACGCUGAAGCAAAAGGUUUGAUUCCUUUGACAUGCUCUCGUUUGUUCGAUGACGCAAAUGGAUUGAUGGAGAAGGAUCCAAAUCUUAGAAUCACAGUGGAAGUCUCAUACAUUGAAAUUUACAACGAAAAGGUGCGGGAUUUACUCAACCCGAAGAAUAAAGGUAAUCUCCGUGUUCGUGAACAUCCUAGUCUAGGUCCCUACGUCGAAGAUCUGAGUAAAUUGGUGGUGAAGGAUUUCCAAGAUAUUGAGAGCUUAAUGGACGAAGGUAACAAGGCACGUACUGUUGCUGCAACCAACAUGAACGAAACUUCAUCUCGAUCGCAUGCUGUCUUCACGCUCGUGGUAACACAAAAGCGUAAAGAUGAAGAGACAAAUCUAGAAGCAGAAAAAGUUUCACGAAUCAGUUUAGUCGAUCUAGCUGGAUCUGAAAGAGCAAACUCUACAGGUGCAACGGGAUCGCGAUUGAAAGAAGGUGCAAAUAUCAAUAGAUCCCUUACAACCUUGGGUAAGGUUAUUGCAGCUUUAGCACAAGCAUCCAUGGAACCCGCCAAAGGUGCGAAGAAGAAAGCGGCACUAGAAAAUUUUGUACCAUAUCGAGACUCAGUCUUGACUUGGCUGUUAAAAGAUAGUCUCGGAGGUAAUUCCAAAACUGCCAUGAUUGCUGCCAUUUCUCCAGCAGAUUAUGAAGAAACUCUCAGUACUCUACGAUAUGCUGAUCAAGCAAAGAAGAUCAAGAACAAAGCCGUCGUCAACGAAGAUCCAAAUGCAAAACUUAUUCGCGAACUCAAAGAGGAAUUGGAGAUGUUGCGAAAUCGUGUUCAAAUUGGUGGUGGAGGCGAAGGAGAAGGAACAUGGGAUCCAAGUGUUCCACCGGAAAAGCAAGUUGUCAGAUAUAAGACGAAGAAUGGAGAAAUCAAAACGGUUACUAAAGCAGAACUACAGGAUCAAUUGGAACAAAGCGAAAAGAUUAUGGAAAGUUUGAAUCAAAGCUGGGAACAAAAAGUUGCUCAAACUCGCGCCAUUCAGAUCGAAAGAGAGAAAGCUUUGGAAGAGUUGGGUAUCACUGUGGACAAAGGCAACGUUGGUGUCCAUACGCCCAAAUCUUUACCACAUCUUGUCAACUUGAACGAAGAUCCGCUCAUGUCUGAGUGUCUUAUUUAUCAACUCAAACCUGGUACUACGUCUGUAGGCAAUCUUGCGGGUGACGCAGCAGAAGGCACUGCUCAAAUUCGUCUUAGUGGUGACACAAUCUUGCCAGAGCAUUGUCUAUUCGAAAACGUAGAUGGAGUUGUCACUCUACAUACCAAAAGCUCAGAAUCGCAAACCAUGGUCAACGGUAAGAAAGUCACACCAGAAGAACCAAGAAGGCUACGGUCAGGGUAUCGUAUCAUUCUUGGUGAUGAUUUCCGACACGUUUUCCGGUUCAACCAUCCUGAAGAGGUACGUAAAGCGCGUGAUAGAAUACGAUUAGCCUCAACGGCUGGCGGAGAUGAAACGGAUGAUAAUAUCCCACGAUCCGAUUCACCAACCUCUGACGCGAAUGAAGGCAAUGUUGAUUGGACGUAUGCUCGCAGGGAAGCUGCUUUGGCCGCUGUACAUGGGCAAGAUGUCAACUUUGACGCUUUGAACGAAGAUGAUCUGGAAAAGUUGUAUGAAGAUAUCAUGAAAGCACGUUCGAAAAAGAUCGGCAGCGGAGCAUGGCGACCGGAAAGCCGAUUGAGCUCGUUUGAUGACAAUACCAGCGAGACUGCAAGCUCAGAAGUAAGACCGUACUCGAUGAGCGCUUAUACCGAUGAUACAAGCUUAGAUCCUUGGAGCAUUAAUAUAGAUGGCGAUGGGCCCAGUCUCUUACCCUCUCUGAGCACACCAGAGCCUGAGCAAGAGCAAGAAUCACAAGAAACUGUCGAUCUGCGCAAGCAAGUGAAAGAUUACCAAGACCAGAUUACAAAGCUUUCCGUUCAACAGAAGAUCACAUCUCUUGAUUUACCUGCAAAUUUCUCACCACGAGAAAAGAGACUGUUGAAGAACGCUUUGGCAAAAUGGAGAAAUCAAACAAAAGUUUCCAUGGCAGAAGAUAUUUUGUCAAAUGCAGUUUUGCUCAAAGAAGCAAAUGUGAUCAGUCGAGAAUUACGCAAAUCUACCACAUAUCAAUUCACCAUUGUGGACGAGGGUGUACUGUCUAACCCAACUUCAAAUGUCGAGGCCAUUGCAGGAUUGUCGGAAUUCGACGAUGUUGCCGAUGCAUCCCUAGCAAGUGCACCAAAGCCGUGCGUAGCUGUGAAAGUGAUCGAUCAUGCACAUCCUUCGGUCUAUAUCUGGUCAAUUGCAAAGCUUGAGCAAAGAUUACAAAAGAUGAGGAACCUCUACACAUUCAUUGAUAGACCGGAAUAUAGCCAACACUUCAAUUGGGCUGACCCAUUCUAUGAUGAUAAUACCCAUGGCGUAAACUUUACCUUUAUUGGCAAUGCUUUGAUACCCCUUACGCCUUUAUACCGUCAAACAUCAGCACAAUAUACCAAACUUCCGAUACAUUCACGACAUACACACCAAAAGAUAGGAUCAUGCAAAGCAGAAUUGAAAUUCAUUAGUCUUACUGGGUCCCAAAACGGCUCAAGCAAUGGUUCUUCUGAAGCUGGAACAGGCAAUGGGGACUUGCUUCCUGGUCAAAAGCUAGGAUGCCAGCUGUCAAUCGAGUCAGUCAGUAUAAAAGGAAGCAAGAACGAAUUCGAGAAAAUGCAUUUGCAAGUGCGAAUGGCAGCUUUAGCUGGUGAGAAAGGCAGUCAGGACAUUUUCACUUCCAUACCGGCCGAAUCUUCAACAGAUCUCAAAUUACGCAAAACAAUCUCUUUCAUACUUGAUAAGGAGAACAUCUCUCGAUUACGGGAACAAAUGUUGCCUGUCGAAUUCUUUGCCACGGUCAAAGAAGGUUAUCUCAAAUCUCUUGAAAUAUACGAUACGGGUAAAGAAGCGGACCGCACCAUUGGACAUGCACCAAUUCAGGAUGGAAUGAGCAAUGGCAAUGCAAGCUCUAUAGAUCAUGAAGACGAACGUCCAAGUCUCACCGUCAAGUCUACUUCUUCUGGCCGCUUGAGCGAAAGAGAAAUGGUGUCUGAAGAGCGUCAUGAUAUAUUGGCCGCUGUUCAAAUUUGUGAGCUUGAUAGUUCUGGUACCUACAAACCUGUGCAAGUCCGAUCUCAAUCGAUGCUUGAUCCAGGCGCCUUUUACCUCAGACAAGGGUUGCAACGCAAAUUAGUGAUCCAAUUACGCCAUGACUCAGGUCAUCAAUUCCCGUGGUCAAGUUUCUCAAAUGUGACUUUAGGCUCUGUUCGUCUGCUCGAUUCAAAAGGCAAGAUUCACUCUUCUACAUUGGGAGAGGGUGUUUCGUUAAAGACUCCGGUCAAGCAACAAACGCUCAAUUUCAAUCCAAAUGGAACCACUGAUUUAGAGUUGUGGACUUGGUGGGAUAGCAGCAUGCACGAUUCCAUCUUUUUGAAUCGAACAACAGCGUCUAAUCAACGUGUUCUACUCAACCUCAAAUUCGAAGUGACUGUUGAAUCAUGCAUUGAGCCUGUCGCAUUUGAGAUGGACAUUGCUGUAACAAUUCAUGCAAGGGAUGCCAAAGCUCCCGGUAAGCUGCUCAACAUGCUUGAAUCUGCCACAAUUGGAAGUCGAGUUCUGACAAAGACAAGCAAUAUAUUCGCAGUUAGACUUACGCCUCCUAUGACAAAGAAGAGUAAAGAAUUAUGGAGAUUAGACACCGCCACCAAAUACGUACGUGGACAAGAAACAUUAGAAGGAAAAUGGAAGCCAAGAAGUGUUGGAUUGAUUCAUGAAUAUGCGCAAUUUGUCCGCAAAGAGCGAAGAUAUGCAGAAGUGGAAGGUGUUCGUGCCUUGCUUAAAGCUCAUCCUCCUUUAUCCCUAUUGGAAAAUAAUGGUCACAAAGGAGAAUCAAUUGACGAAGAAGCACUUAUCCGAAAAUCACUUGAUGCAUGGAAAUCCGUCAUGAUGGACGCCAAAGUGUCUGUCUUGGCCCGCGAGAUUGACGAAAAUCGGCAAACACAAUUUGGUGAAGAUACAAAAGAGCAGAACGGUCUCGUACCCAACGGCAAGGAAGAGGCAAAUCAUGGCACCGACAAAGAACCAGAGGCUCCACUUCCCACAAAGCUCAAAGCAACUGUCACCCUAGUACCAAAGAGUGACACAGCCAAUAAGCGAGGUUAUCUGUUUAUGCCGAUCGAAGCAUUUAGCGACCAAUGGGUGAAAAGAUGGUUCGUUCUUCGACGUCCAUAUUUAUACGUUUAUGAAUCAAGUUCGGAAUUAGACGAAUUGCUGGCAAUGCAUUUAGGAUCCGUUCGUGUUGAACAUGAUGAAAAUAUUGAAAAUAUGUUGAACAAGAAAUGCAUUUUUGGUUUAUAUACUGCAGCAAAUUCGUACUUUUUGCAAGCUCCAAAUUCGCAAGAAAUGGAACAUUGGAUGAAUUCGUUAAGCAUUCGCAGGUAACCUUACCAUCUCAUACAUUCUUUAACUAUUUUCUUGUAUAUAUACCCCGGCUUUUUUAUCGUUAUAAUAACACGAAAUGUCACUCUUUACGCA